GUCUUUUACACGCUAGCUCGUGUGCCGGGAGGGAUACGCAACACACCUUGGGGCGCGAAACUUUUAGAACUAGGGGGCCGUGACAUGUCGGAGCAGCUAUGUAAUACAAGCGUGAACCGAAGUUUCUCUACAUAGCCCGGAGGGGCGGAUUAAAAAGGGGGGAAAAGUCAAAGGGAAACUACCGUGUGAGUGAGGGCUACCAUGGAAAAAGACAGUAAAGAAACCAAGACCAACCCGGAGGCUACGGCCGGCCUGGUGUCCAAGAUAUUUUUCUGGUGGCUCAAUCCUUUGUUUCGCAUUGGAUACAAACGCAAGUUGGAAGAAGAGGACAUGUACGAUGUGCUCACAGAGGACAGGUCGAAGAAUCUUGGGCAGGAUCUACAGAGAUACUGGGAUGUUGAGAUCCAGAAAGCUACCAAAGAGCUGCGACCACCUUCACUCACCAAAUGCAUCAUAAAGUGCUACUGGAAACCAUAUGGAGUGCUGGGAAUCUUUACCCUCAUUGAAGAAGUCAUCAAGGUGGUCCAGCCGGUGUUCUUGGGGAAGAUGAUUAUUUACUUUGAGACCUACGACCCAGAAGACAUGGUGGCUCUGUACGAGACUCUGGGCUACGCGGCCGGCCUCUCCGUCUGCUCCAUCGGACUCGCCCUGCUCCAUCACCUCUACUUCUACCACGUCCAGAGGACAGGCAUGAAGAUCAGAGUGGCCAUGUGUCACAUGAUCUACAAAAAGGCUCUGUGUCUCAGCAGUUCAGCCAUGGGAAAGACCACCACGGGCCAGAUCGUCAACCUCCUUUCCAACGACGUCAACAAGUUUGAUGACGUGACCAUCUUCCUGCACUUCCUGUGGGUGGGGCCCCUCCAGGCCGCGGUGGUGGUGGGGCUGCUGUGGAUGGAGAUCGGUCCGUCAUGCUUGGCAGGCAUGGUGGUGCUUAUGAUCCUGAUGCCAAUGCAAACCAUGUUUGGAAGACUCUUUUCUAAGUUCAGGAGUAAGACGGCCAGUCUCACGGACGACAGGAUCCGCAUGAUGAACGAAGUGGUGUCUGGGAUCAGGAUCAUCAAGAUGUACGCCUGGGAGAAACCCUUCUCUGCUCUGGUGUCUGAGGUCAGAAGGAAGGAGAUCUCCAAGAUCAUGAAGAGCUCCUACCUAAGAGGCCUCAACAUGGCAUCCUUCUUCUGCGCCAGCAAGAUCAUCCUCUUCAUCACCUUCACCCUCUACGUCCUGCUGGGAAACACCAUCACAGCUAGCCGCGUGUUCGUGACGGUUUCGCUGUACACCGCCGUGCGACUCACUGUCACGCUCUUCUUCCCCAGCGCCAUCGAGAAGCUGUUCGAGAGCCGCGUCAGCAUCCGCAGGAUCCAGGAGUUCCUGAUGCUGGAUGAGAUCAUAGAGAGCCCGCUGCCCCCCCCACAGGAGGAGAAGGAGGACGCCUCGGUGGAGAUGCAGGACCUGGUCUGCUACUGGGACAAGAGUCUGGAUGCUCCAUCUCUGCAGAACCUCUCCUUCUCUCUGAACUCAAAUAAGCUGUUGGCUGUGAUUGGACCAGUGGGAGCUGGAAAGUCCUCUCUGUUGAGCACCAUCCUGGGAGAGCUGCCCAACGAAAAGGGGACUCUGAAGGUCAAAGGUCAGCUGACGUACGCCGCCCAGCAGCCCUGGGUGUUCCCCGGAACAAUCCGCAGCAACAUCCUGUUUGGGAAGGAGCUGGAGCCCCAGAAGUACGAGAGAGUCCUCCGAGCCUGCGCCCUGAAGAGGGACAUGGAGCUGCUCCCAGAUGGAGACCUGACACUGAUCGGGGACAGAGGGGCCACUCUCAGCGGGGGACAGAAAGCUCGGGUCAACCUGGCCAGGGCUGUGUAUCAGGACGCAGACAUCUACCUGCUGGAUGACCCUCUGAGCGCCGUGGACGCAGAGGUGGGGAGACACCUGUUUGAAAAGUGUAUCUGUGGCCUGCUGAAGAACAAGCUUCGUAUCCUGGUAACCCACCAGCUUCAGUACCUGCAGGCCGCCGACCAGAUUAUCGUCCUCAAGGAGGGUCACAUGGUGGCUAAGGGGACGUAUGCAGAGCUGCAGCGGUCGGGGGUGGACUUCACCUCCUUGCUGCAGCAAGAGGAAGAGGAGGAGGAGCAGCAGCAGGCUCCUCAGGAAGUGUCUGUGAGGAAGAGAACUCUGUCCCAGAACUCUGCGCUCUCUCAGGCAUCCUCCGUGCACUCGGUCAAAGACGGAGACCAUUUACCGGCAGAGGCUGUGCAUACGGUAGCAGAGGAGAGUCGCGCUCAGGGAAACAUCGGAGCGGGUCUGUACGUGAAGUACAUGAGAGCUGGAGCCAGCGUGGUUCUUCUGAUCUUCGUCAUCCUGGUCAACAUUCUGGCUCAGGUGGCAUACGUUAUGCAGGACUGGUGGUUGGCUCAUUGGGCCGACGAGCAAGGGAAGCUGCUGGUGAACGGCACCGUCAUCCAGAACGGACAAAACGUCACGGUGGAGCUGGACACGACGUUCUACCUGGGCAUUUACGGAGGUUUGACGGCGGCCAUCGUCCUGCUCGGUUUUGUGAGGAACAUGGUCAUGUUCCACGUGCUGGUGAAGAGCGCACAGGCUCUGCACAACCGCAUGUUCAACUGCAUACUAAGGACGCCCGUGCGCUUCUUUGACAUCAAUCCCAUCGGAAGAGUUUUAAACAGGUUUUCAAAGGACAUGGGCCAGCUGGAUUCUAACAUGCCGUGGACUAUGGUGGACUUUAUUCAGGUGUCCCUGCAGAUCAUCGGGACGGUAGCCGUGUCAGUGUCGGUGAUCCCCUGGAUCCUCAUCCCCGUGCUUCCUCUGCUGCUCGUCUUCAUCUACCUGCGGCGCUACUUCCUGCAGACUGCCAGGAACAUCAAGCGCCUCGAGGCCACCACUCGGAGUCCCGUGUUCUCCCACCUGUCGUCGUCCCUGCAGGGCCUGUGGACCAUCCGAGCCUUUAGAGAACAGGAGAGGUUCCAGAACGUCUUUGACGCCCAUCAGGACCUCCACUCAGGGGCCUGGUUCCUGUUCCUCACCACCUCUCGCUGGUUUGCUGUGCGUCUGGACGGCAUUUGCGCCAUCUUUGUUACUACGGUGACCUUUGCCUGCCUUCUGCUCAGAGACCAGCUGGACGCCGGCUCUGUGGGUCUGGCUCUGACGUACUCCGUCACUCUGAUGGGCAUGUUCCAGUGGGGGGUGAGGCAGAGUGCAGAGGUGGAGAACAUGAUGACGUCAGUGGAGAGGGUGGUGGAGUACACCGAGCUGGAGAGCGAGGCACCCUGGGAAACUGAGAAGCGUCCUCCUCCCGAUUGGCCCAGCAAAGGCCUGGUGACCUUUGACCGCGUCAGCUUCUCCUACAGCCCCGAGGGCCCGCUGGUGCUGAACAACAUGAAGGCAAUGUUCAGACCCCAAGAGAAGGUGGGCAUCGUGGGGAGGACGGGCGCCGGGAAGAGCUCUCUGGUGUCGGCUCUGUUCCGCCUGGCCGAGCCUCAGGGGAAGAUCUACAUAGACGGAGUUCUGACCUCUGAGAUCGGCCUCCACGACCUGCGCACCAAGAUGUCCAUCAUCCCUCAGGACCCGGUGCUGUUUACAGGCUCCAUGAGGAAGAACCUGGACCCCUUCGGCCAGCACUCUGAUGAGGACCUGUGGAGGGCUCUGGAGGAGGUGCAGCUCAAGUCGGUGGUGGAGGAGCUGCCCGGGAAGCUGGAGACGGUGCUGGCCGAGUCGGGGUCCAACUUCAGCGUGGGCCAGAGGCAGCUGGUGUGUCUGGCCCGGGCCGUCCUCCGACAGAACCGCAUCCUGGUCAUCGACGAGGCCACGGCCAACGUGGACCCCAGGACGGAUGAACUGAUCCAGAAAACCAUUCGGGACAAGUUCAGAGAGUGCACCGUGCUCACCAUCGCUCACCGCCUCAACACCAUCAUAGACAGCGACAGGAUCAUGGUGCUAGAUGCAGGGAGAAUUCAGGCCUAUGAUGCACCUUACACGCUGCUUCAAGAUCCAGAAGGAAUCUUUUGCAAAAUGGUGCUGCAGACCGGCAGGCAAGAGGCGGCAGCGUUACUGCAAGCGGCCAAACAGGCAUACAACAGCAAAAGCCGUCCUGACGUCGCUAACGGACACGCGGAGACGGCAGAUGGUCACUUGGUGAUCUUUGAGACGGCGCUGUGAGCUCGUGGAGGGGAUUCCUCGGACGUCACAAAGUGCCUGCGCGCUCGCAAAUGGCCGAAUGAAAGACUUGGUCGCUGUAGCCCGUCGGGAGACGGGACCCUGAGAGGCCCUCCGCUCGCUGUGCCUCAGCCAAAUGUACACGUGCACAUUUAGCCCACUCAGAGACCGACAGCUUCAAAUACAUGGCUAUUUAUUUACCGUGCUGUACGUUUGCCCUCUGUCUGAUGAUGCCUUGAAGAAGUUGCUUAUUUAAUAUAUAUAUACGGUAUAUAUAUAUAUAUACACACACACAAGUGCCUUAUUUUAAGUUUGCACAUGUGUCAAGGCCAGUGUCUGAUCUAUCCGCAGUAGCCUUGUGUCUGUUCGUACGGGUAGUAUUAUUGCACGCCGCUGAUCCUUGUCAAAUCAAACUCAAAACAAAUGUUUCGGCAAUCUCGUUACUAAUUGUUUUUGUACAAUUGUGUUGACAUUUCAGUCAUCUACACAAGUUUAGAACUGCAGUACAUCAAUCUUCGGACUUAACAGUUUCCAGGUGAGGACGUGUCCAAUUAAUUUGUUAGAAUGACAUUACACUUUUAAUUACUUUUUAGUUGGUUUACCAAUUUGUCAUAAAUAUGUUUGUACCUUUGUUCUCAAAUGCUGAAUACAAAUUGUACAUCUUG
Messenger RNA from Trematomus bernacchii (emerald rockcod), 4829 nucleotides. Its product is annotated as multidrug resistance-associated protein 4-like. The record is from RefSeq and is a predicted model, not a curated record. NCBI's taxonomy places the organism in Eukaryota, Metazoa, Chordata, Actinopteri, Perciformes, Nototheniidae. Gene Ontology annotation, biological process: transmembrane transport; monoatomic ion transport. Gene Ontology annotation, molecular function: ATP binding; ABC-type transporter activity; ATP hydrolysis activity. Gene Ontology annotation, cellular component: plasma membrane.